This is a messenger RNA of Vicia villosa (hairy vetch), 1149 nucleotides long. RefSeq names its product F-box/kelch-repeat protein At3g23880-like. Lineage: Eukaryota; Viridiplantae; Streptophyta; Magnoliopsida; Fabales; Fabaceae. Gene Ontology annotation, molecular function: protein binding. The transcript has a single exon. The record is from RefSeq and is a predicted model, not a curated record. The coding region runs from base 1 to 1149 and encodes 382 amino acids.
AUGAACCUCGACCAACAUGAAAACGACGUCGUUUUCUCUCAACCUCUUCCUCCCAACGGCGAUGAAUUGUGUCCCCCUCUACCGGAAGAACUCAUCGUCGAGAUCCUCCUGAGACUUCCGGUAAGAUCCCUCCUUCAAUUCAAAUGCAUUUGCAAAUUUUGGAAAACCUUAAUUUCAGAUCCUAAAGUUGUAAAGCGUCAUCUUCAAUUUUCAAGCUCAAGUUUAAUCCACCAACGAUUGUUCUUUUCUCAGUUGAGUGAACCCCAAGAAAUCGUAUCUUAUCCUUUAAAGCCAUUAUUCGGAAAUUUAUUACCUCCGGUUACCUCCAACUGGGUGAUGAAGAACCCAUAUUAUAUUAUAGGUUCGUGCAAUGGGUUGUUGUGUUUGUAUAAUCGAUAUCAACAUUGUGUCAAAUUGCGCAACCCUUCUAUCAUGUUCAAAUCGGAUAAAUCUCCAAGAGCUGUUUCUCUUGAUUGGAUGAACAUUCAAUAUGGCUUUGGAUAUGAUCGAGUUAAUGAUAAGUAUAAAGUCCUACUUGGCCUGCGAAAUAAGAAUGAUCCAAAUCUAACUUUGACCAAAGUUUAUACCUUUGGUGAUGAUUCAUGGAAAACCAUUCAGAAUUUCGACCUUACACCCACUAGGCAGUUUAGUUUGUUAGGGAAAUUUGUGAGUGGCACUCUUAAUUGGAUUGCUAAAAAAAGAGGUGUAAGUUCUAAUCAAAGUGCGAUACUGAUACUUUCCUUUGAUCUGGAGAAAGACACUUAUAAGGAAUUGUUGUUGCCUCAAGAUGAUGGUGAGAAAGUGUAUGGACACACUCUCUAUGUUUUGAAUAAUUGUCUUGGUGUGUGUUAUGAGACUAACAAAACUCAUUGGGUUGUGUGGUUGAUGAAAGAGUAUGGAGUUGUUGAGUCAUGGACUAGAUUCAUGAUCAUCCCUCUUGAUAAGUCCAACAAGCAACCUGCCAUUGUUAUUCCGUUGUUUUUGUUAGAAAAUGGUGUUGUUCUUCUAGUGAACAAAUAUACUUCCCAAUUUGUCCUAUAUAACUUAAAUAGUGGUGAGUUGGACUAUUCAUUGGAUUAUUCAUCAAAAGGUAUCAGCAAUUUUAGGCACAAUCUCCAUAUUUGCUGCGAGAGUCUUGUGUCCAUCUGA